GCCUCGCGCCCGGGCCUGGGCUCGGGCCACCGCGAGAAGCAAGCCUCCGGCCGCCGCCUCCCACACCACCGACCCCUCGCCUGCGCGCGGUUGGUAGGAGGCAAGCGCUGAAGCUGUUUUCUCCUUGAUGCCAAGAUACGCAGAGCUGGGGGCACUCUCCUCCGUGCACAGUCCUCCACCAAGAACAGGCCUGCAGGACGUGGGGACCAAGCGCAGAGCUUUGCUGCAGCCCGACCGCUCCCUGCCGCUGCCCGUGGGGCUGGGAGCACCAGCAUGGUUCAGCCCGCUGGCCGCCCUCAGCCACCGCGCUGCUGAAGCCGCCCUGGAGAGACCGGUGGGGGCUGCUCUGCCCAUGCUCCCCCAGGCUGUGGGGCCAGGGGCCCACCAAGGCUAGGAGCGAGGCCUGCCCUUUAUGGGUCUCUAGGGAUUUCCGAGAUGCCUGGGAAGAGGGGCUGGGGCUGGUGGUGGGCCCGGCUGCCCCUUUGCCUGGUGCUCAGCCUUUAUGGGCCCUGGGUGCCCUCCUCCCUGGGGAAGCCCAAAGGCCACCCCCACAUGAACUCCAUCCGCAUAGAUGGUGACAUCACGCUGGGAGGCCUGUUCCCUGUGCACGGCCGCGGCUCUGAGGGCAAGGCCUGCGGAGAACUCAAGAAGGAAAAGGGCAUCCACCGGCUGGAGGCCAUGCUCUUUGCCCUGGACCGCAUCAACAACGACCCGGACCUGCUGCCCAACAUCACGCUGGGCGCCCGCAUUCUGGACACCUGCUCGAGGGACACCCACGCCCUGGAGCAGUCCCUGACCUUUGUGCAGGCGCUCAUCGAGAAGGACGGCACGGAGGUCCGCUGCGGCAGUGGCAGCCCGCCCAUCAUCACCAAACCUGAGCGCGUGGUGGGCGUCAUCGGUGCUUCGGCGAGUUCAGUCUCCAUCAUGGUGGCCAACAUCCUCCGCCUCUUCAAGAUCCCCCAGAUCAGCUACGCCUCCACAGCCCCCGACCUGAGCGACAACAGCCGCUACGACUUUUUCUCCCGCGUGGUGCCCUCGGACACCUACCAGGCCCAGGCCAUGGUGGACAUCGUCCGCGCCCUCAAGUGGAACUACGUGUCCACGCUGGCAUCGGAGGGCAGCUAUGGCGAGAGCGGCGUGGAGGCCUUCAUCCAGAAGUCCCGCGAGGACGGGGGUGUGUGCAUCGCCCAGUCAGUCAAGAUACCGCGGGAGCCCAAGCCCGGGGAGUUUGACAAGAUCAUCCGGCGCCUCCUGGAGACCUCAAACGCCAGGGCAGUCAUCAUCUUUGCCAACGAGGACGACAUCAGGCGUGUGCUGGAGGCGGCGCGGAAGGCCAACCAGACGGGCCACUUCUUCUGGAUGGGCUCGGACAGCUGGGGCUCCAAGAUCGCACCCGUGCUGCACCUGGAGGAGGUGGCGGAGGGCGCUGUCACCAUCCUCCCCAAGAGGAUGUCCGUGCGAGGCUUCGACCGCUACUUCUCCAGCCGCACGCUGGACAACAACCGGCGCAACAUCUGGUUUGCCGAGUUCUGGGAGGACAACUUCCAUUGCAAGCUGAGCCGCCACGCGCUCAAGAAGGGCAGCCACGUCAAGAAGUGCACCAACCGAGAGCGCAUCGGGCAGGAUUCGGCCUACGAGCAGGAGGGGAAGGUGCAGUUUGUGAUCGAUGCCGUGUACGCCAUGGGCCACGCACUGCAUGCCAUGCACCGUGACCUGUGUCCCGGCCGUGUGGGACUCUGCCCGCGCAUGGACCCCGUGGACGGCACCCAGCUGCUCAAGUACAUCCGCAGCGUCAACUUCUCAGGCAUCGCAGGGAACCCUGUGACCUUCAACGAGAACGGAGAUGCGCCCGGACGCUAUGACAUCUACCAGUACCAGCUGCACAACGGCUCUGCCGAGUACAAGGUCAUCGGCUCCUGGACCGACCACCUGCACCUCCGAGUGGAACGGAUGCACUGGCCGGGAAGUGUGCAGCAGCUGCCCCGCUCCAUCUGCAGCUUGCCCUGCCAGCCGGGCGAGCGGAAGAAGACGGUGAAGGGCAUGCCAUGCUGCUGGCACUGUGAGCCCUGCACGGGCUACCAGUACCAGGUGGACCGCUACACCUGCAAGACCUGCCCCUACGACAUGCGGCCCACGGAGAACCGCACGGGCUGCCGGCCCAUCCCCAUCAUCAAGCUGGAGUGGAACUCGCCCUGGGCUGUGCUGCCCCUCUUCCUGGCCGUGGUGGGCAUCGCCGCCACACUCUUCGUGGUGGUCACCUUCGUGCGCUAUAACGACACGCCCAUCGUCAAGGCCUCGGGCCGCGAGCUGAGCUACGUGCUGCUGGCGGGCAUCUUCCUGUGCUAUGCCACCACCUUCCUCAUGAUUGCCGAGCCCGACCUGGGCACCUGCUCACUGCGCCGGAUCUUCCUGGGCCUCGGCAUGAGCAUCAGCUAUGCGGCGCUGCUCACCAAGACCAACCGCAUCUACCGCAUCUUCGAGCAGGGCAAGCGGUCGGUCAGCGCCCCGCGCUUCAUCAGCCCCACCUCGCAACUGGCCAUCACCUUCAGCCUCAUCUCGCUGCAGCUGCUGGGCAUCUGCGUGUGGUUUGUGGUGGACCCCUCCCACUCGGUGGUGGACUUCCAGGACCAGCGGACGCUCGACCCCCGCUUCGCCAGGGGCGUGCUCAAGUGCGACAUCUCAGACCUGUCGCUCAUCUGCCUGCUGGGCUACAGCAUGCUGCUCAUGGUCACGUGCACCGUGUAUGCCAUCAAGACGCGCGGCGUGCCCGAGACCUUCAACGAGGCCAAGCCCAUCGGCUUCACCAUGUACACCACCUGCAUUGUCUGGCUCGCCUUCAUCCCCAUCUUCUUUGGCACCUCGCAGUCGGCCGACAAGCUGUACAUCCAGACCACGACGCUGACGGUCUCCGUGAGUCUGAGCGCCUCGGUGUCCCUGGGGAUGCUCUACAUGCCCAAGGUCUACGUCAUCCUCUUCCACCCGGAGCAGAACGUGCCCAAGCGCAAGCGCAGCCUCAAAGCCGUCGUCACCGCCGCCACCAUGUCCAACAAGUUCACGCAGAAGGGCAUUCGGCCCAACGGCGAGGCCAAGUCCGAGCUCUGCGAGAACCUGGAAGCCCCAGCGCUGGCCACCAAGCAGACCUACGUCACCUACACCAACCAUGCGAUCUAGCCAGGCCACGGAGCCACGCGGGGGAGCCUGCGAUGGGCCAGGGCCUCACCCUGGGGCCCAGCUGACGUCCUGCCUGCCCGUGGGCGCCCGCGGACGUGGCUUGGUGCUGAGGACAGCAGG
Molecule: messenger RNA, 3291 nt
Organism: Sus scrofa (pig)
Lineage: Eukaryota; Metazoa; Chordata; Mammalia; Artiodactyla; Suidae
Gene: GRM4
Product: glutamate metabotropic receptor 4
Biological process (GO): G protein-coupled receptor signaling pathway
Cellular component (GO): membrane
Molecular function (GO): G protein-coupled receptor activity
Source: RefSeq, a predicted model, not a curated record